AUGGAUGCAGCUAUGAAGGACGCGAAAACUCAAAGGCGCAGCCCGGCCGCCCCGGCCGUCGCUGCUGCUGCUGCUCACUCGACACGCUCGCAAGACCCGGUAUAUCAUACCGACGCUGCGCCCUCUGCCCGCCGCGCCUCUUCGAAACGUCGUUCAAGCCAAACACCGGACAUCAGCACCCCAACCUUGGUCAAUCCAGCUUCUACACUCCUACAGGAUCUUCUCAAGGAACAGCGGGCACACCGCAGCUCUCGAGGACCUCUCCCCGAAGAUUGGGACGACGUUGGUCCACGAACACCGGAUGGUUCACGGAUACAAGAGGACUCGGCGUCGGAGAAAGCACGGAAAGUAAGCGAAGCCCUCACCACAGGGCAGCGGCAACCGAAAGAGAUGGGCAUGCGAGAGAUGGAUCAGUACGUUUCAAAAAUGAACAAAUUGAAUUUCGACUUGAAGCUCGAGGUUCACCACCGCUCAGAGCAGAUGAAGCAGCUACGAGAGAAGGUCCAGCGCAUGGAGGAAAUGGAGGUCGAGCUCCAGCGCAUGCACAAGUUGGAAGAGGAGGUCCUGGAGCUACGAAAUGUGGGGAAAGAGAAUCGACGCCUGCAUGAGGAGAAUGAGAUACUGUCCCAGGAGCUCGAGAAGCGGAAUGUGGCCGUCACCGAGGCUGUUCAGCUUAUUUGCCAGCUCGAGGCGAAAAUUGAUGAGCUCGAGUCCGGUGGACGGACAUCGCAGAUGUCCAUGUCCCGGCUGGUGCUCGAUGGUCCCAACGCCACGACACCCAAAGGGCAGACUAUGAUUGAGAUACCCGAAAGGACCUCAUCCAAGCGAAAAUCGGCUGCCAUGACUCAAUCACUUCAAUCGAGAUCUUUCGAAUUGCACCAGCUCACCAAGGCCCCGUCCUUUUUGCGAGACGAACACCAAAGCACUGCCACUCUGCGCAGUCUCUACGCCCCAGAAAAUAACGUGUCCCGCUCGGCUAUGAGUGCUUUGACCAAGUCAGAGAGCUCCAAUACUCUGAAUCGCUCACCUGAAUCGCCCCGGCUCAGUGUUCUAAGUGAAUGUAGCGAGCUGAACCCUAUCGGUUCCCAGUCAGAAUGGGAUGAUUACGACAAGUUGGACAUUCCAGUCCGUCGAGCUCCGUCCACCACUAGCAGUUUGGAUAGCUAUGUUCCCCCCACCGAGCGCGAGGAGAGCAAAAACCAUCAAAUUGAUCGCUGGAUGGGGUCGCAACCGGACGCGUUUGACACGAUCAUCAGACGACGACAGGCUCGGGCCAUGUCUGCCGCUUCAAGCAGUGUAGGCCCAACAUUUGGCGGCGAAUUGUACUCGAGGAAACCCACUCGCAGUCGUCCCCCAUUGGAUGCCAUUUUUGGAGGCGCAAGACUGCCUCCUACGCCUGAUACCAUGAGUACGGCAUGUGCACCUGCCAACAACGGUUCCAAUGGCAGCAUCGCAGCCCAGAGGAGUCCCAAAUCAGGGCAAGAUAAAUGGUUUGCAGGACGACCUGUUGAACGUCAUCGUUCCGCGAGUGAGCUUACCUCCAGACGCAGCUUCAACGGUGGCGAGAGUGUACAGACGAAUUGUAGCGACACACCCCGUCUUGAAACAACGAACCCUUGUUCUCGCACCUUCCUCCCAUACAUCAACGUUGCCAACAAAGCAAGCGAACUCCUCGGGCCUGGCAGCCCUAACCAUCCAUCUUCCCAGAUACUGGGUGAUCCCUUCCAACGGAGCAGCAAUGCAGACACGAUGACUUCCAAAAUGAUACGUCAUGAAACUCCUACCAAGCCUCGCUCGAAAUCCGUCAGCCCUGAAUUUGGAAGAUCUGACGGAUGGGAUUCCCCCUCUCCACCUCUCACGCCAACCGACUGGAUUGCGGCGGCGAAGCAGAGGCCCCGCUCUCGUAAAGAGCCCAAUCCGCCCCGGACUAUCAGCCAAGCUGCCUUCCAUGACGACCAGAGCAUCGCUUCCUAUCCAACGGAAGCCGAUACACCAAGGAUUCCAACUUUGGAUAUGAACACACUUGAUAUUCUUGAAAACGAUUUUGCAGAAAUGCCCAUGGCUGAAUGCUCAAAGCCCGAGCCCGAGCCAGUGCCGGAAACUCGACGCCGCAUCAGCUUCAAGCCCCGCUUCUUCCAUCGCAAUAAUAACACCAAACGUCUUCAAUCUUCCCCAAUCGCCAAUGAAUUCCACGCCACUGAUGAUGACGAAGAAGACGGCGCCCCAUCACCUAUCAUUCCAAAGACCAGAAAUGUGGCCAAUGCUCGCCGCCGCCCGGUAUCCCAAAUAAUCACCAGCUCCGCAGAUAUCGACUCCUCCAGCCUACCAACCACUCAUGGACUUGAUAGUCCAUUCGAACAUAAAUCUCUCCAUCAAUCUCUCAUGGAAUCUCGAGGCACUUCCAUCUCCAUGAACGGUGCAGCCACCAUCUCCGGUCGCCCAAGCACAUCCCAUAGCACGGAGACUCACAAGCGCCGCAGCUCACUGGGUAUCUUCGGAUGGGUGAAGGGAAUGACCGGGAAACGCUCUGAGCCCGCCUCACCUAUGAAAGCGGAAAAGGGCAAAGCCAAGGAAAACGAUCCACCUACCUGGGCUGCCGGAGAUGAUCUACCGCGCUCAGCGACGCCAGACUCGUUCAACAUGCCCGUCGUGCGCCCGCGCUCCGAGAUGACCAUGCACUCAGAUGACCAGGGACGGCGGCCCAGAUACGUUGGUCGACACUCGCGGCGAGUUUGA
Messenger RNA from Penicillium daleae, 2736 nucleotides. RefSeq lists its product as uncharacterized. The record is from RefSeq and is a predicted model, not a curated record. Bases 1 to 2736 code for a protein of 911 amino acids. NCBI's taxonomy places the organism in Eukaryota, Fungi, Ascomycota, Eurotiomycetes, Eurotiales, Aspergillaceae. The transcript is spliced from 3 exons.